AUGACGUCAGUGGUCCUUAGACCAGCGGAGCCCAGGGAAGAAAAAGCUGUAGGGAGCGGUCUAGCAGUCCAGAGGGAGCUGGUGGAACCGAGGAUCAGGACUAUCUUUCUGGGUUUCAUCAGCUGUCCUAUCAACAUGAAGAGGUCACUGGUCUUCCAUCUAUGCAGUCUGCUAUGUAGCAUGCUGCUGCUGUCACCAAAGGCUUCAUGUCUGUCUUUUCAAAAGCUGGACAAAAGGAACAUCCCUGAUGGAAAUGGAGAGCUUCAUGGGAUGGGUGUCCCUGAAUCACAUCCUGGUGAUUCUCUUCUUCCAACACAGUCUACCAUACUGAACGAUGUCAACGUGUCUGUGACCUUGCCAAAUGCUGUGCCGAUUGUGCCAGAAGAAUUACAAAACAGCACUGAACUUCUAAACACCAGCACUGUUAACCCAAACGCAGAGUUGAGUAAUGUUGGUGUUGCCAAUGAAGCAGUUCCCACUGCUCAGGUUAAAACCUCUAGUGAAAAUGGAAUUCUGAUUACACUUGGUUCUGGCACUAAUUACACCACCAGUGCGAAAUCCCUUGAUGAACCUAUUCAAGCUGAUCCAAAGGAACCUAGCCAGCCUCCAGAUGAGAAUAAUGUAGAUUUAGAUCAAGGCAAUGUGGAAAAAUCACCCCAGCUUAAUACCAUUGAGAUGUUAACUACCCACCCUAGAACCAGCAUUUUCAAAACGGAAGACAACCAUUCCACCACAUCUACUCCACUUAUUGGUCAGAUGACUACUUCUGUUAAUGCAAUGAAGUUUGAAGGGCCUUCAGGCUUGGAAACCUCAACUUUACUCCAGAACAAUGGUAGUUUGUCUUCUACAAUGCCACAAAUAAACGAGGACUGGGAUGACACCAAAGGGACAACACUGAGUUCUAGCACAGCUAGUAGUGAUGUUAUAACGCCUGUUCCAGACCAGGUUUUGGAAAAUGAGGGCAGUAAGAUUGCUGUGUUUACAAUUCAUCCUGGAGUGACCGUCCCUUCCGACGACAAAUCUGUAUUCAGUACUGCCGAAAAGAUGCCCGAAGAAAAGCUUUCAUUAACGGAGACAGAUACAUUGCUUAAGGAGGACUUCCUUACACCACUACCAAGUGCACCUAUUGAUGAUAUCCAAGCUCAAGGCUUUUCAGCAGUGCAUACAGCAGAUGUCAAGCAGCCAGACUCGGACAUAAGUGAAACCACAAAUGUCAUCGUCACACACGCUAUCUUUAUAGAUGUUUCAAGCCAAGAAACCACCAGGAAGGUAGAUUUGAUUGAUAAAGCAGAAGAGACAGUGAUAGAGAAUGCAACUCCAGGGGUGGUGAUAGCCAGCAAUGCGUCUGCUACUGGCCAUCCGACUAUGGCUCAAGCCUUAUCUGCUGAAAUACCUAGCACUGAAGAUCCACUCUCUAAGGAUGAAGAUCGUUUGGCAGGUUCAGUAUCUUCAGUUCCACUACCUGAAGCCCCAGCAGAGAUUGAAUCCACCACCGUUACAAUGAUCACAUCUGCCCCCCAAGUCAGUGUGAUGGCUCCCCCAACAAGACAAGUCACGGCAACACCAGCCUAUGGGCUGGAUAAGCCAGAAUCAGAAGAAGGCGACGAGGAGGAUGAAGAUGAAGAAGAUGAAGAUGAUGAUGAGGUCGAUGAAGACGAAGAAGAGGAGGAGGAGGAUGACAAAGAUAAUGACUCCGUAGAUGACAGCGCAGAAAAAGACUCCGACUUGCCUCUCUUUACCCUCCCUGGACUGUCCUCCCAAGAACCAAUGGAAGAUGAUAACAAUAUCGCUCUCAUAGAUGGAGCGGUUUACCAAGUGCCUGACAGCAUGGAGUGGGAGCAACAGAACCAAGGACUUGUAAGAAGUUGGAUGGAAAAACUAAAAGACAAGGCCGGGUACAUGUCUGGGAUGCUGGUGCCGGUGGGAGUUGGCAUAGCUGGAGCACUUCUUAUUCUCGGAGCUCUGUACAGCAUAAAGAUUAUGAAUCGCCGCAGGAGAAAUGGCUUCAAACGGCAUAAAAAAAAGCAGAGAGAAUUUAACAGCAUGCAAGACCGCGUCAUGCUCUUAGCAGACAGUUCAGAAGAUGAAUUUUAAAUGGGACGGCUUGGAGCUGCAAGGGGGACUUCAUGACAGUUCUGCAAGAUGAGAACACCAGUCCUGCAAUCUCACUGCUAUCAGCCAGCUGUGUAACAACCCUGUAGUGAUCAUCAUGCAUUGAGAACGGCAGCAUGCUGUCUUGUACAUGUCUGUUUUUAUACGACAGUGAAAUGAUACGUGUUAAUAUGCAGAGUCCUAGUGCAACUGUGAUAUAUGUUUUAUAGCAAGCUAUUUUUUGUACUGAGUUACGUUGUAACAAUCACUAUGCUGAUCUUCUUGGAACAAUGCAGGAGGUGUAAAUAGAAAGAAUUAUGGUAACGGUGGAAACUGAGUUUACAGUGUUGGGUAACGGUAAAUUAAAAAAUGUUAAUUAGCCUACCACACAUA
Messenger RNA from Nanorana parkeri, 2484 nucleotides. It is a transcript of the gene ARMH4, whose product is annotated as chromosome unknown C14orf37 homolog. Lineage: Eukaryota; Metazoa; Chordata; Amphibia; Anura; Dicroglossidae. The record is from RefSeq and is a predicted model, not a curated record. Bases 1 to 2094 code for a protein of 697 amino acids. The transcript has 8 exons.